AUGGGCACUAAAAGCCUUGCAAAGCAAAUCAUGCAAGAUGCAAAGGUACCAGUUGUUCAAGGUUUUCAUGGAUCUGACCAGUCGGAUGACAACUUGAGGGCACAUGCGGAGAAAAUAGGUUAUCCUGUAAUGCUCAAGGCUGUUUACGGCGGAGGUGGCAAGGGUAUGAGGAUAGCUUGGUCUCCGUCGGAGUUCAAUGAGAAGCUCGCUUCUGCUAGAAGCGAGGCCAUGAAAUCUUUCGGAAAUGAUGAGAUGCUUGUUGAAAAGUUUGUGGAGAGGCCUCGUCACGUCGAAGUGCAAGUGUUUGGUGACCAUCAUAAUAACUACGUUCAUCUAUGGGAGCGCGAUUGUUCUGUUCAAAGAAGGCAUCAGAAAAUUAUCGAAGAGGCUCCGGCUCCUCUCAUUAGUAAGUUGCACAUUCACUUUUUCAGGUAAAA
Cylicostephanus goldi is the source of this 437-nucleotide messenger RNA. NCBI's taxonomy places the organism in Eukaryota, Metazoa, Nematoda, Chromadorea, Rhabditida, Strongylidae. The record is from the annotation of a GenBank genome assembly.